Brassica rapa (field mustard) is the source of this 1184-nucleotide messenger RNA. RefSeq names its product FCS-Like Zinc finger 14. The record is from RefSeq and is a predicted model, not a curated record. NCBI's taxonomy places the organism in Eukaryota, Viridiplantae, Streptophyta, Magnoliopsida, Brassicales, Brassicaceae.
UCUCUCCCAUCUUUUCUUUGUGGAAACACCACCAAUCUUCCUCUUCUUCUCUCAUAUUCUUAGGUUUCUUCAGCUUUUUAAGUUUUAAGGUUGAUCUGAUCAAAACCCUUAAUUCUCUCGACCAAGAUCAUGCUUAGCAAAAGAACCCACCCCAUGAUCGGAAAAAUAUCUGAGCUCCUCGUCGGCGUGAACCGAUCUGCGGCCGCGGCGACUCCGUUCUUUGACGUCUUGAUGACAAGCCCUAAAAGCCCACUUGACUUCAAGAUUCUCCCACAAAUAUCUCAAAGAAACAGCUCAAAGAGAUUCUACGAUGACAACCUUGGUGGGUCUGUUGGGCUAGGGAUUGUAGCCGCACUCGAGAACUCAACCACUCGUCUAAUCACUAGAUCGGAACCGAACCAACCCAACCGGUCUGAUCCUGUCCAGUUCAUGAGCCAUGAACGAAGCACGGACGAAGAAGAAGACGAGGAGAUGUUCAUAAUGGACGAGGAGGAUUAUACGUUGGUAACGUGUCACCAUGCUCCUAGUGGAUCUUGUAGUACAAGGGUUUAUGACAGAGAUGGGUUUGAGUGUUUCGCAAGUAAGAUCAACGAGGAUCGUCGUGAGAGACUUUUCGUGGUCGAUGUGGGUACGGAAUCUCCUGAGAACUCGCCGGAGUUGAAGGGUUUGGGUUUCCUCAGUUCUUGUUACUUAUGUAGGAAGAAACUUCACGGUCAGGACAUAUUUAUUUAUAGAGGAGAAAAGGCCUUUUGCAGCUCAGAAUGUCGAUCGAGUCAUAUAGCAAAUGUUGAAAGGAAAGAGAGAUGUAGAUCGAAGUUCUCAACCUCUCCAUACACCGCUGGCCAAAUUUUCUCCUCCGGAGUUCUAGUGACUUAGCCGGAGUUCUACUGAGUAUACAUAUAUAUGGGGGAUCAGGGGUAAAUAAAAUAAGUACGCAUACAACAUAUGCGGAUGAAAUAAAUUAGCAUAUAUAAGAUAAUAUGACAUGUAUGUCUAUAUAAAUGAUAUAUGGUGGGAAUGUAACAACAUGAAAAAUUUUGUGAGGAGGGAGGGGGGAGAGAGGGGGUUAAUGAUAGUAGAGAGAGCUAGUUCUUGAUCGUUGAACAUGGCGAGAAAUGGAAUAAUGCUCUUGUUUGUUUUGGUUAUUGUUUUUGUAUUCUAUGGUAUUUAACUUAUUUAAAUAA